ACAAAUCAUACCCUACAAGAGUGAAGUUUUGAUUCACUCAAACUAAAACCCUAAAACAAUAAAACUCAGAAGUUCCACCGGCAUUACCUUCGUUGGAGUCGCACCGACCUAAGCUUCGCCGUGAAAAGCAAUAGCUUGCCGGAAAACGCAGCCGGAGUCGGAACUGGGCCAUCAGCACAAGCGAGAAAGUCGUACAUCACCUUCGGGAUUUCCUUAUUUUUCAGCAACUUCAAUUUUCCGGUGAAGUUUGCAGAUUGGCUUUAGUUUAUUCUUUCAUCAUCCUAGAAUUUGAUAAGAUCACUGAUUUUACAGGUUUUUUCUUUUUGUUAAGCAGAGUGGCAUGGAGCAGAGAUUAGCUAAUUGUUGGCGGUUGACAGUUAAUGAAAAGAAAUUCAUCGAAAGCGCUCUGCUAUCAGAGCUUCGAGUGGAUGGUCGUGGCCCCUUGGAUUAUCGCAAGUUAAACAUUAAAUUUGGAAAGGAUGAUGGAUCCGCGGAGGUCCAAUUGGGUGAGACACGUGUGAUGGGUUUUGUGAGUGGUCAACUUGUGCAGCCUUACAGAGAUAGGCCUAAUGAAGGCACACUUUCCAUCUUCACUGAAUUCUCUCCCAUGGCUGAUCCUUCCUUUGAGCCUGGUCGUCCCGGAGAAUCUGCUGUUGAAUUAGGACGCAUUGUAGACCGUGGGUUACGGGAAAGCAGAGCCAUUGACACUGAAUCCCUCUGCAUUCUUUCUUCCAAACUUGUUUGGGCCAUUCGCAUUGAUAUCCAUAUACUGGACAAUGCAGGGAAUCUUGUUGAUGCUGCAAAUAUUGCUGCAUUGGCUUCUUUGAUGACAUUCAGAAGGCCUGAAUGCUCGUUGGGGGGAGAGGAUGGUCAACAAGUUGUAGUGCAUCCUCCUGAGGUGCGCGAGCCACUUCCUUUGAUCAUACAUCAUCUUCCAAUUGCUGUCACUUUUGGGUUUUUCAGUAACGAAAAUCUUGUGGUCUUGGAUCCGACAUACCGUGAAGAGGCUGUAAUGACUGGACGCAUGACUACAACACUUAAUGCAAAUGGUGAUGUUUGUGCCAUUCAAAAGCCUGGGGGGCAGGGAGUCUCUCAACGGGUUAUCAUGCAUUGCUUGAAACUCGCUCAUGUUAAAGCUGGUGAUAUUACAGCCAAGAUAAAGGAUGCAGUUGAAAAGCGUAACACUGAAAGAGCACUACAGAAGAUUAAACGCCAUUCUUCCUCUGUAGCUGUAGAUGUAUGUGGAACCACUGCCAGCAUAGCUACUAAACAUAAACAAUCAGAUGCUGAUAAAGAUGGUAGUCAUCUAGCCCAAUUGAAGCUAAAAGAUGAGGCGAAUUUAAUGGAAUGUGAUGCUACGUCAUCAGAACAAGUACAAAAUAACAAGAAGGAUGGAAGCUCAAAGAGUUUCAUUGGCGGUCCCUCAAGUUGGGAUCCCUACUCAGAGUGUGUCAAUUCAGAUAUUCUAAAAUCUUCUCUAGCUUCCCGUGCAGGACAAUCAACUCCUAGUAAAAAAAAGGAUUCAAGACGGGAGACUAAGCCGGAAGAACCAAUGCAGGAAAUCAAGACAGAUUCUGCAACAAUUGACACGGCUCUAACUGCUGGCCAGAGUAAUGAAGGUAAGACUCUGAAGGACGCUGUCAAGCCCAAAAACAAGAGGAAGAAAAAAGCAUCGGCCAGUAAUGGAAAUUAAGCGAUGAAAUGUGCAGUCAGUUGACACAUUGCUAUUGACCAUGUAAGAAAUUAUGAUCAACCGGGAGGAAUGCUGUAAAAAUUCAAUGGGCAAUGAAAGAUAGUUUGUUUGUUUAUGAAUUUAGGCAUGCCAAAAUCAAUUUUGACUAAAAUCAAUUUUCAUUAAAUGUACUAUACCAGAAAGCACAAAAUAUCAUUUUUGUGGUGAAGAGAAACUUAACCAAACAUAUGUUGUUUGUAACAGGAAGAAAUGAUAUCGUAACUAUUAUUGCA
Molecule: messenger RNA, 1965 nt
Organism: Lathyrus oleraceus (garden pea)
Lineage: Eukaryota; Viridiplantae; Streptophyta; Magnoliopsida; Fabales; Fabaceae
Product: exosome complex component RRP45A
Exons: 9
Coding region: 341-1693 (450 amino acids)
Biological process (GO): nuclear mRNA surveillance; rRNA catabolic process; U5 snRNA 3'-end processing
Cellular component (GO): nuclear exosome (RNase complex); cytoplasmic exosome (RNase complex)
Molecular function (GO): mRNA 3'-UTR AU-rich region binding
Source: RefSeq, a predicted model, not a curated record